Molecule: messenger RNA, 7055 nt
Organism: Carassius gibelio (silver crucian carp)
Lineage: Eukaryota; Metazoa; Chordata; Actinopteri; Cypriniformes; Cyprinidae
Product: poly(rC)-binding protein 3
Exons: 16
Coding region: 682-1734 (350 amino acids)
Biological process (GO): regulation of RNA metabolic process; regulation of gene expression
Cellular component (GO): nucleus; cytoplasm
Molecular function (GO): mRNA binding
Source: RefSeq, a predicted model, not a curated record
CUUUUCUCUCCUAUUAUCUGAGUGGCUGCAGGUACUGGUGUCUGCCUCUAUGCCUCUGUGCCAGAGGGAUAAAGAGGGAAAGAAAGAGGACUAGUGCUUCACAUCCCCCCUUUGGCCUCCCCGUCUCCCUGCUCCCUGCCACUCCAUCCUUCCUUCCUCCCUCCCGGACCACCCGUCAGCGGCUGGAUCAACCCGCCCGGACCCUCCUCCCACAACCCCUUUGACUAUCCUCACUUCACCGUCCUGUCUUGUGAAUUGUGUGCAGAAUCUUGGUUGGGAAGAGCAGAAGAAAACCUUCAAAAACAAAUUAAAAAAUAAACCUCCUGUACAGAGAAACGGUGAGGUACACUGGACAGACAGAAGUCCCUCAAGUCUUUUGGAAGUGUGGCAGCACGUGGUCACAUGACCUGGAAGAGAAAACCCAAGAGACUUCUGGGAUCCCUCUCUGAAUGGGCCGGUUAUCAACCUGGAAAGAAAUCUAAAGGCUGAUGAACUGAUCCGCACAGCGACACAGCUGCGCUCUCUUCCCCUCUUCGUCUGGCCAAUCUCUCCAUUUAUGUCCUGAGCUCCACAACUUUCUGCAACUCUGGUGACUGGUUGGCUGCUGUACCAUCAUUCUCGUCCUACUCCUGGGGAUUUCCUGUCACGUGACCAUAUUCCUGCUUCACCUCCACUCCUAGUAUGGAACUCAACAAAGUCCAGUCAGAGGGCGGGCUGAAUGUGACCCUGACCAUCCGGCUGCUCAUGCACGGCAAGGAAGUGGGAAGCAUCAUUGGAAAGAAAGGAGAAACUGUGAAGAAGAUGCGUGAAGAGAGCGGCGCUCGCAUCAACAUCUCAGAGGGAAACUGUCCUGAGAGGAUCGUCACCAUCACUGGACCCACAGAUGCCAUCUUUAAGGCCUUCGCUAUGAUCGCAUACAAGUUUGAAGAGGAUAUAAUCAACUCCAUGAGCAACAGCCCAGCCACCAGUAAGCCCCCUGUCACUCUGCGCCUAGUGGUGCCCGCCAGUCAGUGCGGCUCCCUCAUUGGCAAAGGAGGUUCGAAAAUCAAAGAGAUGAGAGAGUCCACAGGAGCUCAAGUGCAGGUAGCAGGGGACAUGCUGCCUAACUCCACAGAGCGCGCAGUGACAAUCUCCGGCACCCCGGAAGCCAUCAUCCAGUGUGUCAAACAGAUAUGUGUGGUCAUGCUGGAGUCCCCACCGAAAGGUGCCACCAUUCCCUACCGCCCAAAGCCCGCCUCCACCCCCGUCAUUUUUUCAGGUGGCCAGGUAAGAGCCGACCCGCUGGCGGCGUCCGCAGCCAACCUCAGCCUUUUACUGCAGCACCAGCCACUGCCUGCCUACACAAUUCAGGGACAAUAUGCCAUUCCACACCCAGAUCAGUUGACCAAGCUCCACCAGUUGGCUAUGCAGCAAACCCCCUUUACCCCCCUCGGACAGACCACCCCUGCUUUCCCUGGUCUGGAUGCCAGUCCCCCGGCCAGUACUCAUGAACUCACCAUUCCCAAUGAUCUAAUAGGCUGCAUAAUCGGGCGCCAGGGAACCAAAAUCAACGAGAUCCGCCAGAUGUCUGGAGCGCAAAUCAAAAUAGCUAAUGCCAUGGAAGGGUCAUCAGAGCGCCAGAUCACCAUUACAGGAACCCCCGCCAACAUCAGCCUUGCCCAGUACCUCAUCAACGCAAGGUUCAGAGACGUGGCCGCCAUGUGGAAUGACCCCUCAUCAAUGACUACAUCCUGAAGCCCCAAACUACUUUCAUUAUCUGAAGCUAUCAGCAGCUGAUUCCCAAUAAACAUUAAAUAUACAGUCUUCCCUUAGAACUUACCAACCUUUCCCUUGAACCCCAUGGUCAACUUCAUCAGUAGCUACAUUCAUGUAGGCAGACUACUGAAAUAAAAAAGGCGGGACAACUGUAGUAUGAUUUGUUCAUGCAGUGUUUUAGUGUAGUAUUUUAGCAUGCUGAAUGCUUGGAUCUUUUGUUAUAUAUUUAUUUAUCAUUUUACAUUUGUUAGAUUAGUUCAGUGUAACUGAUGCUCUAUAAGUCUUGUAGUUUAAUGGCAAAGAUUUUUUAAAAAGUGGAUUGCAUCUAAUAGCAUUUUCUAGCUAUGCUGUUGGCAAGGAGCUAGUGGUGUGAUGCAGAUGUUGUAAUGAAGUACAAACGCAUGCCAGAAUCAAGGUGAUGUCGGAAACGGUUUCUUUAGAAGCGGAGAAGAUUUUAUUUUUACAUUGGACAGGAGCUUGAUUGUUUUCAGCAUAAGCGAAUCGAUAGUAAUGCAUGCUUAUUACUCGACGCGGAGAGCAACAAGGCGGAAAAAGCUAUCAUUCUUGUACAGACGUGUCAAAUGCUGUCAGAAUUAUUUUAUGUUAUCUAUUUUUUUCUAUCUUUUCCUUACCCCUCCCCUUUUUCCUCUUCCCUUCAACUAUUCUAGGCUGACGUCUGAGGUCACUGGAAUGGGCACUCUCUAAUUUCUACCCAUGAUCCUUCACUGCAUCACAUGACCCUUGAGCCAAUGGCAUUGCACCUAAUUUGUUUUCUCUCUGUACUUUUGCUCUCCUGUAUUUUCAGUAAUUCUGACUAAUUGUACAUAUUUUAAAUCUUAGUUUGAUGUUCCUGCUGCUCAGCCUUUGUUGUUCUCCUGAUGGUCCUUUAAUUAUUACCUGAUAUAUAUAUAUAUUUUUUAAAGACACUUUGCUUUUUUUUUCUCUUUUCUUUUUUGACUCUCUAGUACCUCAUCUCACCGGUGUCCUGUUUUGUCAUAACUUUCACUGUGAAUUCACAUUUUCUGGUCCAUAUUCUGUGGUGUGGUACAGCAAAGCCAGUGAAAUCCUCCGCUUUCCAGUCUUUCAUUAGGUCAGAUUGAGUUUGUAAUUUUAAAAGUUGCAGUCCUGUGCUUUGCUCCAGGGCUUUGCUCACCGGGUACCUUAUAAUAGUGCAUCUCAUACAUGAAUAAUGAAACCCACUGAUGGAGCUGGAAUGUUUGCACCACGCCUGUACGAUUUGUUUGCAUUUGUCAUUGUGGCAUGCGGAGUAACACAGAGAAUCCAUUAUUAGCUUCUCCUAUUCACUUUCAGAACCAAUAGGAACAACAAAAUCAGUGUGAAAACAAACAAGAGAAUAAGAAUAAGCCGUGCUCACAGCUUUACUGCAUGUUGAGAUAUUUCAAUUCAGCCUACAAUCUAAGUUUAAUUAAUUGAAUCUAUUACAGCAAGAUUAUUUAUAUAUAUAUAUAUAUAUAUAUAUAUAUAUAUAUAUAUAUAUAUAUAUAUACAACAUGUUUUUGCAGUAUUAUGAAAAAUACAGGGGCUAUAUUCUUUUGGAAGUGAAUACAAACUUGCUGAUAAUGAAAUCUGUCCCAUGCUCCUCUACCAUAUGCUUUCCCUGUAAGUAUGGUAGAUUCUCACAAGGGGUCCAAAAUUAACAUUAGGAACAUGUUUACCUGCCAUGGAUAUAUAUAGGAACAUUUUGUGUGUAUGGACGUUUUAUUAAUUGGUCAUAGGAACGUUUUGGAAAUUUUCCUACAUUCACAUUUGCAAUCAUUAUACACGUCUUUAAAUGUGAGGCCCCGAUUUCAUAUUACAGACGUAUUCAAUUUCAAUACAAUUUUUCUCACACUUGGCAGUUGAUAAGUGUUAAUUUUGGACCCUGCCCUUAUGCAUCCAUCUACGAACUUCAUUCUGACAGAGUUUUUCAUAUUGCUCUCCUAAACCGUAUUUGUCAGUCGAACUGAAAAGACACGCACAAGCUCUGCCUGUGUCAGACGAGACUGAGAGGUCAUUCUCCACUGACUGCUUUCGAAACAUGCACACGCACAGUCGACAGCUGCCGUGGCUGCCAUGUAUUUUUACUACAUGCCAGUAGAACAGAGCGCUUUGUUAUUUUCUCCUAAGCCACUCUUCACUGAUAAGUCAGGAUCAUUUGUUUUUCAGGCGCUGGAAUUUUCAUGGGUUUCGGGCCAGUCUUUCAAAAGUUUUGGCAGAUUUAGCUCCCUGGUCUGCACUUAAACAUGACUGUUUCUUUAUAGCAGUUGUUUAGCUUCAGUAAAGGCCAUGGCUAUUUAUGUUGCAUGUUUUGCUGCGAUUAAUUAUUAUUAAGACAGGCUGUGUAAACUAUUCAUGAUGCAUACAGCUUCUUUCCCAUUAUUUUAUCCAGCUGUUGGCACCUUCAGUAAUAAUUUCAUCCCUGAUCAUACAGCUAUGCUUUUGUUUUUAUUUUAUUUAUUUUUUAUUUGAAGGUUUGUGUAAUUUUUGCGGCACAAAGCAAUCUGGUAGCACUUUAGUAUAGGGACCAAUUCUCACUAUUAACUAGUUGCUUAUUAGCAUGCCUACUAUUAACAUAUUGGCUAUUUAUUAACACUUAUAAAGUGUUAAUAAAUAGCCUCUACAUCUACAUCCCUAAAUCUACUUUUAACAACUACCUUAAUGUGAAUAAGCAGCAAAUUAGGAGUUUAUUGAGGAAAAAGUCAUAGCUAAUGGUUUGUUAAUAGCAAGAAUUGGACCUUAAAGUAAAGUGUGACCAACAAGCUGUUUCUUUAAGUGACUUGACUGGCAUGAGAUUUUGAAAAAGAUGUGAAGAUACUCUGGGUCUGUGCGGUACAUGCAUCUUAUAACACAAUUAUAAUUAAGACCUGAUGGCAUUAAAGUGCUUUGCAAGUCUGGAGACCUUAAAAAAGAAUGUGUAGUGCCAUAAAUCCUAUCAGUUGUAUUGUAAAUACCUGUGGAGAAAUUCUCGUAGCUUGUAUAUCUGAGAUGCUACAAAAAAUGAGUUCCCUUCCUACUAAAAUUAAUAUGUCAUGCCAUGCAUGUUGAAGAUUUGCAGCAAGGCACUCAAUUUGUUUCCAAACAAAGCCUGUUUAGUCAGUGUACUCAGGCAUUUCAUCCUUCGACUUCCAUUUAAACAGACAGGGGAAUGAUUGAAGUCAUUAUUUGUACAAUUUUGUUUGUUGCCGCUAGUGUCGCAGAAAUUACACACUUCAGUUCUCUCCCCAACAAAACUUUCAGUGUUGUGUUGCUAUAGUUAUGCAAUUUAUUUCCCAUACCGAAGCCCUCUUAUUAUGCUCUGAGCGUUUCUCAAUGUUUCCUGAAGAUUGCCCCCAGGCUGAAGUCAUGCUGAGUUCCCCUUUUAUCCAAAUCUGAACUUUUUCAGUCAGCAAUCAAUGUGUAUUUCAUCCUCCACAUUUAAAUGUGUAAAAUGUGGUAUUGAGGCUGAAAGUUGAAUGUAACUGCUUCAACGUGAUUCAUAAUUCAAUCUAGUUGACCUUUCUUGCCAUUUUCCAGUUGCAUGGUUUUUACAUGAGAAUAUGUAAUCAUGCACUAGAAUAAACUAUUUUCUUUUACAGUCGUAUUACAGGAAAUUAUGGAAGCGUGUUUCUGCUAAGGUAUGCAAAUAAAUAAAUAAAUAGGUAAUUGCUGCUUUUUAAUCUCAUAAUUUGGACUAUUUGUCUAUCACAGUUUUGAGUUUAUUUUUCAUAAUUUGAACUUUAUUUCUUGUGUAUCAAUCUUGUGUGGUAUAAAAUCUGAAUUUGAGCUGUGAACUCUUCUGAGAAGAAAAGUCUGAACUGUGAGAUAAAAAGUCACAAUUAUCCCUUAUUAUUUCUUUCAUUCUUAUUCCAUACAAGAUAACAGUUGUUAGAGAUGAACUCAGAAUUCUGUUAUUAAAAAGUCAGAAUUGUGAAAUUUAAAUGUAAAAUCUAAAUUAGGAGAAAGUCUUGUUUAUAUUGCAAGAAAAAACGUCUGAAUUGUGAGAUUAAAGUCACAAUAACCUUUUUAUGUUUUAUUCCAUGGUGAAAACAAGCUUCAAUAAAAAAAAAAAAAAAAUCAUAAUUUUUUAUUUAAUCAGGUACAAAACGAUGCAUUUGCAAAGCAUUGAAGUUAUAAAGAUAUAUAUUUCUAUAUUUUCUAUUUGGUAUCUAGUAUCACUGUAGCCAAAUCAAAGAUAUGCACCAAGAGUUCAUUUACACCAAAUUCUGACAUUGUAUGAUUUAAUGUCUGUUAUGAGCACAGAACUUUUAUAAUAUUGGACUCGUAAAGGUACUGUAUGCACAUGGUCAUGCAGAGCCAUCUGUGCACAUGGCCGUAAAUGAUGUCAUACUGUUCCUUUGAAAUAGCUCCAUCAUCUGGAUUAUUCAGCACAUUCUGUUUGUGUUUUAGAAUUAGCGUUCAGUUUCUUGUCGUCGCAUUUACCAUAAGUUCUGCACUGCUUUGAAAUGUAAUAUUUGUGUCAGUGUCUUAGACUCAGUUAAAAAUUCAGUUAGAUUGUAUGUUUACACAAGGCUAUGUCUUGUACCCUGACAGCAAGCUGUUUCGGCCCAGAUCUUGCCCACAUUUGGCCCGCGUGAAAUCCAGAUGUGACUUGGGCCAGAUGUGGGCCGGUUCUGGGCCGAAACCGCUUGCUGUCUGGGACGCGAUACAUGUAUGGAAUGUUUUAUUUGAUGUUAUGUUUAGUCCAUAACGUGCUGUGCUCUAGAUCACUGUACAGAUGCAUAUUAAUAUUCAGACAGCAGCAUGCGUAACUUUGACAUUUCUCAGUAGCAGAAUGCUUCACCAAGGGAGGCUUUUGUAAUUUUUAUUAUUAUUGUUUUGACUAUUAUUUUACAAAUGCAAUAAAAAUAAAUGUUCGGACUGCAGUGAAGUGUCGAAAAUGAUUAACUGUCUGGUGGAAAACGUAGUAUGCCAUUACAAAAUGGCUUUUGUAUUUUUUCAUGUGUCAUCUCAGACCGACCUCAUGUUAUUCAUAUGAUGUUGUUCUCAUGCAAAUCAUGUGGUUAAUUUGCACUCAUAAUUUGAAUAUGCAUUAAUUUACACUGUGUGCAUCUGAAAUCAUUGCAUUCAUUUUGUUGGUCAUGCAGUUUUUUUUCAUUGUACUAGAGCAGCAAAAAAAAAAAAAAAAAGAAAAAAAAAAGCCGUCUACCUUUCUGUGCUUCUGUAAAUGUAACAGAGCUAUUAUUUUAUGUUGGACAAUUUGCUGCUUGCAGGUCUAUAUUAGAAUUAAAUUACUGCUGAGGUUAGGUUAAACUUUGAAAUGUUUUGUAAAAAGGAGAGAAUAAAGUUUGUUUUCCCUUGAA